This is a messenger RNA of Symbiodinium natans, 1758 nucleotides long. The record is from the annotation of a GenBank genome assembly. Lineage: Eukaryota; Dinophyceae; Suessiales; Symbiodiniaceae.
AUGCAGCGGCGCUCCAGAAGGGGCGUGCUUGUACUGUCAGCGCUGCUUUGUGGAUGGAAGAUUGCUCCAAGCUUCCUCGUCCCCAAGCCAAAGGCUGACCUGACUGACCUAGAUCGGCAGGCUGAUCUCAUGUCAGGGCGACGCGAUGUCAUCACCGCAGUGACGCUGCUUGGAAUUCCAGAUGUCGCCUGGGCAAAGCGAGGAGGAGCCAGUUCUUCUGAUGAAGGACUGCCAACACAGCAGUCCAUGCCAGGUGAGAUCGAGACUGAAGAGUCCAUCAGUGAAGACUGGAAGCCUGUUGACAUCGGAGAGUCGACCCUUGUAGAUCCCAACGAUCCCAAGUACAAGCAAAUGUCCAUGCUUGCCAGAGAUAUCGAGAAGCAAAAGGCAAAGAAUGAGGAGUUCGAGAAGAUGACUCCGGAGGCAGUUCAGAAUCUUUUUUGGGCCGAUGUGAAGCACCGAGUUGUGAAGAAGAGUCGCCACCUGGCUCUAGCAACGCGAACGUUGCUUCAGGCCCACAACACCUCAAGCUCCGGACGACUGACAAAUAAGUUCGACAAACGAGUUGGAGGGCGUCUACAGUCAUUUGAGAAGCACUUGGACAAACACACCAAAGAAACUUCGCUACUGCGGGAGCAUGCAAAACUCAAGCUGCUUGAAACAUCGGCACCACUUCGAGCUGAGUUUAUGGAGAAGUUGCGUGAGCUCAUGAAGGAACGUGUCACUGCAGAUCCCGACAUGUGGGAGUGCGUCAAGGGCUGCUACGAGUCUCUGAUUGAUAUCAUCUGGGAAGAUGUUGAAAAGGAAAUCGAGCUGAACGUGGAGCUGGCUUGGCUGAAAUCAGCGGAGUGCCAGGAGCAGUCGGGUCCUGCAUCAACCUGGUCGUGCUACUGCUGGCUGCGGCGAAAGGUGCUGAGACAUUACUUGCCAUACGAUCGGUCACUUUUUGGCAAACUCAAAGACCCCCUGUACCUUGCACUGACACUGAUCAUGCUCAUCCCAAACGCUGGUUUUCGGGUCAGCGUCUUGUCCCUCAUCCUGACACUUAUUCUGUUCCCAGGACCGCCCGAUGAGUUUCAGCUAAUCAAUUUCAUCAUGUUGUCCAAAGGCACACAGUUCAUCACCGGUGGCCUUCUCUCGAUGUCACAAGGGGCCGUGAUCUAUUUCAAGUGUUUCACCUGGCACGAUGCUGACCUUGGACAAUGCAUCGCCGAACAUGGCCCAGGCAGGGUUUCAUCGCUGGCUGGGGCAAUGGCCGACUACUUGGGCAGCAUUGCUCUAGUUUGGAUUGCAUUUCUGGCGCUUCCAUAUUCACGCGAGCACCGCGAGGAGAAGCGAGUGGCAGCUUUAGGAAGGAGUCGAGGCAGCAGUUCUGAACCCAGAGCGAGAGACACAGCGGAGGCGUCUUCAAAGGCUUCAAAGGAUUCAAAGUCAAAAGACACCGGCAAGGGUGGUCGAGGUCCAGGCCGAGGUGGUCGAUUGGCAAUGCUUCUGAGAUAUGACGUGACUUGCUUUGCUCUAUCCUUGCUUGUGUUGCUUCUGCUGACGUUAAGUACAUUUGAGCUAAAGGAUCGAGAGGUUACGCUAUGGCGCCAUCUCCAGGAGAACAUCUUCUGGUGCAAAGUCUUCUAUUCCUUGCUCUCGAUGCCCUUCUUCCUUUUCACCAUUCAGCCGCUCCAACAGGUCUUAACCCAUGCUGCUCCAACUGGAUUUAACGCUCUAGGGGCCUGCGUCCCGUUCCAUUUGCCGGAGCCAUGA